AUGUGGACGUCUUUUCCAUUCCUUUACGUUGCUUCGUCUCUUCUAGCAGCAGAAACUUUGGCGUUCAUGCAGUUUGUAGAGCGCCCUGUCUCUCGUCGGUGGUGUUCGACUAAGCUGCAAGCCCAGGUGGACACCUCGUUUAUGUGGAACAGUGGAUUCAAUUUCGGUAAGGGACAAUUUCGCUUCUACGACGGCUUUGACAAAUGGAUGGAACCGUUUCCUGAGGAAGACCGAAAAGCGUAUCCAGAGGUCUUCAACAUGCCCAAGGGCGUUUACGAAGUAAAAUUACAAAAGCCACUAGGGAUCGUUUUUGAAGAGAUUGACGCCGGCAAAGGUAUUUACGUACAGGAACUGGUAGAGGGCGGUAACGCUGCGAAGGAAGGUUCUAUCCAACCGGGUGACGUGUUGGUGGGUAUUACCGCGAUCAAAAUUGUCGGUGCCAAAUACGAACGCCGACUCAUUCCGGCACGCAGGUUUGAUUUCGACACCAUGGUCGGCGCGAUUGGAUCCAACGACUCGAGAUACGGCUGUGACAACGUUGUCAUCUGCGUGGAGCGGCCUGGUGAAGCCGACUCCGGGGUCGUACAAACGUUUAUGGACGAAUUUUUUGAGCCGCCGUUCGACAAUCCCUGGAAGCAGCGGCAGUAAAGAUGCUAGAUCGUAAGACCAUACGACACCUAAAAGUAACAUAAACGCGAGCUGAAGAAUACAAAAUAAGCGGCGGUGGUUCCAAAUUUGCUUUGGUAACAAAGCUAAGCUUAAUCGUUCGAUUCAUGAUUUG
Messenger RNA from Phaeodactylum tricornutum CCAP 1055/1, 781 nucleotides. RefSeq lists its product with no specific name. Gene Ontology annotation, molecular function: protein binding. The transcript has a single exon. The record is from RefSeq and is a predicted model, not a curated record. Lineage: Eukaryota; Bacillariophyta; Bacillariophyceae; Surirellales; Neidiaceae. Bases 1 to 648 code for a protein of 215 amino acids.